CGUUUGAGCUGUUUAUGGUCUCUCUCCGAUUCAGCUUUUUCAGGCUCUCCCUAGCGUUACAUCUUAAUCUCCGUUUUCUCUUUCUUUAUUUGUGUCCCUUGUUUCCAUCUUCUUUCCGCUGACUUUUUGGGUUAAUCUUUGGUAGAUCUCCGUGGUCUCUCGCGGGAAUUUUUAUUCGGAUUCCGGUGAUCCCAUCCUUCGAUCCUCCUCUUUCUUCAUUCCACUAUGAAUCCCGAAUAUGACUAUCUGUUCAAACUUUUGCUUAUAGGAGAUUCUGGUGUUGCAAAAUCUUGUCUUCUUUUGAGAUUUGCUGAUGAUUCAUACAUAGAUAGUUACAUAAGCACCAUUGGGGUUGAUUUUAAAAUACGCACUGUGGAGCAGGAUGGGAAGACCAUUAAACUUCAAAUUUGGGACACUGCUGGACAAGAACGAUUUAGGACGAUCACUAGCAGCUACUACCGUGGGGCUCAUGGCAUAAUAAUUGUUUAUGAUGUGACUGACCAAGAAAGCUUCAACAACGUCAAGCAGUGGUUGAAUGAAAUUGAUCGCUAUGCUAAUGAUAACGUUAACAAACUAUUGGUUGGAAACAAAUGUGAUCUUACAGAAAACAAAGUCGUGUUGUACGAGACUGCCAAGGCGUUUGCAGAUGAAGUUGGCAUACCUUUUAUGGAAACCAGUGCAAAAGAUUCCAUGAAUGUGGAACAGGCUUUCGUGGCCAUGGCUGCUUCCAUCAAGGAGAGAAUGGCAAGCCAACCGGCCACAAACAAUGCAAGGCCUCCGACCGUACAGAUCCAGCCUAUUGAACAGAAGAGUGGCUGCUGCUCUUCCUAGAAAGUCAAGUUGUAUUUCUUCUGCAGGAAGCAAUAUGCUGCAUGUUAGGUUACAUGUUUCUUAACUAAUCAGUUGCAGACUUAUUUCUUAUGGAUAAAAAAACGUCAUUAGAGGAUCUCAUUCAUUUCUACACUCAUGUUAACGUCAAGGGUUGUACAA
Hibiscus syriacus is the source of this 990-nucleotide messenger RNA. Its product is annotated as ras-related protein RABD2a-like. The coding region runs from base 226 to 831 and encodes 201 amino acids. The transcript is spliced from 8 exons. Gene Ontology annotation, molecular function: GTP binding; GTPase activity. Lineage: Eukaryota; Viridiplantae; Streptophyta; Magnoliopsida; Malvales; Malvaceae. The record is from RefSeq and is a predicted model, not a curated record.